Molecule: messenger RNA, 819 nt
Organism: Populus trichocarpa (black cottonwood)
Lineage: Eukaryota; Viridiplantae; Streptophyta; Magnoliopsida; Malpighiales; Salicaceae
Exons: 1
Coding region: 1-819 (272 amino acids)
Source: RefSeq, a predicted model, not a curated record
AUGGGUAUAAGGUUUUUGAAUCUGCAAAUGAUUCCAUGGUGUUUUCAUAAUUUGAUGGGCAAUCCUACAUCAUGCUUGCAACUCCAGUCUGAGCCACCGGCAGGUACAAUCAAGCUUAUAAAAUCAGAUGGGCUAGUGAAGAUCUAUGACAGACCAGUCUAUGUCUCAGAGCUAAUGGUAGAGUUUCCAAAACACCUGGUUUGCCAUUCAGAUUCAUUCUAUAUAGGUCAAAAGAUCCCAGCUCUUUCUGAGAACGACCAGCUUCAAUUAGGCCACAAGUACUUUCUUCUACCCAAAGAUUGCUUCCAAUCUGUACUGUCUUUUGUCACUAUAGCUUCCUUUACCAGCUCCUCACUACAGCCUCAACCAUCAUCUUCAAGAAAUGCGUUUCUAAAAAAGGCUGCUACUUGCCAACCUUUUGAUAUUCAAAAAUCUCCGAAUGGGUGUUUGAGGAUACGUGUAUCGGAUGAUUUUAUAUCACAAUUAAUGGAGGAAGGUAAAGUCAAGGAGAGUGGAGAAGAUGAGAGUUCAGGGAAUUGUAAACCAAAGAGUAGAGUUUGCACUACUCCUCAGUUGGAGAAAGAUUACACGCAGCUUGUCGGGUCACGCCAAUGGAAACCGAAGUUGGAGACAAUAAAGGAGAACGAAAAGAGAAGACUUUCUUCCUCCUUUGGAAUGAAGAGGAGGAAGAAAUCUCAGUCUAAAGUGACACAAAAGAGUACUCAUAGAUCAGUCUCAGAACAACACCUUCACUCAACAUCUACCAGUCAUAACAAGUCUUCUCUAAAGGCCAAGAUCAAGAUUAAACCAAGAAAGUGA